This is a messenger RNA of Musa acuminata AAA Group (dessert banana), 3790 nucleotides long. RefSeq names its product kinetochore protein NUF2 homolog. The record is from RefSeq and is a predicted model, not a curated record. Bases 3100 to 3522 code for a protein of 140 amino acids. Lineage: Eukaryota; Viridiplantae; Streptophyta; Magnoliopsida; Zingiberales; Musaceae. The transcript is spliced from 9 exons.
UAACAAAAAUGGAAGCUUAAUACUGUGAAGGCAGAUGGAAUGGAAUGGAAUGGAAUGGAAGCUUAAUGAAGGCAUGCAGAUGAAACUCAGAUGAAACUCAGAAGCUUAAUACUGUGAAGGCAGAGAUGGAAUGGAAGCUGCAAUGCCUGGAGCCCAGGGAAAGGAAAGCUGAAGCUAUGGUUACAAAGUCUGGAAUAAUAGCAUUAUUUGUUCGACAUCCGCGUAUCGGUCCCUUUGAAGUCGCUAAUGCUGAUUCGGACAAAUCUUUUCCAAUUUUGGACCUGACACUUCUGGCUGGGCACAAACACCGCCCUAUUUAAGAUGCCGUCACUUCAGUAAAGCAUCACGCAGCGACGGCAAUCCGCGAGCUGUUCCUGUAGAGUACCAGUGGGACGAAGCCGGUGUCCGCAUCGUCAAACAAGUCUGCUGCCUAUCGAGUCAAUUCCUUCCGCCUGUCUUCGCCUGGUAAUCCGUCCCCCGGGGUUCCAAGUGUGGUUGAAAGGAGGUUGCUUCUGCCCCUUUGAGGAACUCUUGGCCUCCUUCUGCAAUCGCGAGGCGUGGAGAUGGCGGUGAGUUCUUUUCGGUUCAUGCUGUACGCCGAUUCUCCAUGAUUGUUUGCUUUGUCCUGCCACUUCGGGCCAUAGCGAGUAAGAAAGUUGCGAUCUUGGAGGGUUUUGGAAUCGUUCUGUUGUUGCGUUCCUUUUCUUUUCUGUGUGAUUCAUCGUCUUUGCAGUACUUCUUUGUUGUGUUUUUUUAUGUGUUACUCUUCAAUUUUUUAUUUCUAUGUUAGUAUUACGAGAAGUCUAUUGAAGAUUUUAUUUUUUGGAGUAUAAUUGGGUUUUGAUGCUGGGGUGAGACUGAUGAAGUUUUGAUUUUUGGUCUAAUUAUCAUAAUAUCAUCCUUUUAUUUCAUUUGUCAUGAUAGUUUUUGCCUAGAGCUUUGCAAAGAUUACUACCUAAUAACUCAUGAAUAUUCCUAACUGAAAUGGAUCAGAUAUCAUUCUUUGUAGUGACUGUACUGAUCGAAUUGAAGCAUAAGAGGGUUCAAGUUGUUUGGACUGGUCCGAUCCUAAUUUGGAAUGCUGACACUUUUGAAUGUUUCUUUAGCAGUAACAUCGGUCCCUGUUUACUUAAAUAGCUAUCUGUUGUUUCUUGGAUUUCAUCAUUUGCCAUGGCUUUUAAGGUAAGAAUUUAGGGAAUUAUGAUGUUGCUUGUGUUGAUUUCAGUGCUUGUUUAAGUUGAUUGUUCUUAUCUUCUUCCCCUGAAAAGUUUCAAGCGGAUGACACUUCUAAUUUUUUAUGUGGUAUUGAGAUGGGGCAUGCUGCACUUUCAUGUGCAUCAUGUGGGAUCUAGACAGCAAUAAUUGGAGGAAUGCAUUUAGAAUUUUGUUGCCUAAUUAACAUCUGAUCUCAUCAAUGCUGCUACUAAAUGAGUAUCACAUAUUUGAUCUCUGCAAUUUGGUUUGCUGCCAGUUAAGUUGUAACUUUCAUCAAAAGCUUCUUUAUGUUAGUUUCGUUAGUUGGAUGCUAGUGAAUUAGGAGGAAGUUCAAAUACUUAGAAGUCAUUUUCUUGUACCUGUUCAUUCAUUCCAUUUUAUGAACCAAAACCUUUUCAACAAUAAGUGCCAGAGCUAUUAUGAGCCUUAUAUGGUUAGAUGUCCUUUUCAGACACAUUGACAAACUAUGACAAGAAAAGCUCCAUUGGUUCACCAAUGAACUUGACAUGAUUGUUAUUGCUUUGGUGUCUACUUUGUAAAAGGCUAUAAAAAAUAAAAAGUUGUACAUCGAUUCCUCGUCCAUCCUGUCUAAACUAUUUGAUAGGCUAAUGUAGAUUACCCGGGAAAAUACCCUGAAUCUGUUUUCUUUACUGUCUAAACUAUUUGAUAGGCUAAUGUAGAUUACCUGGGAGUGGCAUUCUUUGCGCAGAUGAGCAGCUUCAACACAUAGGCCGAAUGCAUUUUUGUACCCCUUGUAAAACAGCCGAAAUCAACUAUUUAUUUUUGCUGUUUUCAAUCUUCUUAGAUGUCCUUUCUAGUUUCAUGGGAGAUUUGUUUGUUCACUUAGACAAUAGCUUGUUUUGUUCCUCUGAUGGGUAAAUUUCUUUCAAAUGUUAAUCAUGUUUAAUAAUUGUGUUUGUUGAUAUCGCCUGUCAAAUCUUGUCUUCUAUUGACACUUUUAUAUAUGAAAUGAACGAUUAAAAUGAGUGGAUCGAGAUGAAAACCUCUGUAAGGGUUCUGGGAUUUUGUUCUUGUAAAUUCACAACCUUCUGUUUAGUUUUUUUUCAUUGUAGCAACAUGCCCAACUUCCUGAAGCAUUAAGUGCAAACUUGGAGGCUCCAAAUCCCAAGGAUGAGCCACAUGCAAGCAGAGAAGAUGAUCUCCGCCAACCGACAGAAUCACAUUUACCUCAUGUUGCUAUUGCACAUAAGCCCACCACAGAAUCCCCUCUUCAUAGGCAUGGGUAUCAACCAAAUUCCAGUGAACAUAGAAGGGCCGGUAGAACAAGUGGUGAAUCUGACAAUAGCAUGGAGCGCUCUCCACUUCACCCCCAUUAUCAUGUGAAAGCUGCAACUAGAGGUGGUGUAUCUUCUAAGGGUUCAUCAGUGAGUAGCCAUGCACUUGCUUCAAAUGUUGCAGGUAGAUCGAGAACGAGGACUGGUGGCCGAGGUGCUGAAACUGUGAGUCUUUUCUUCUAAUAAUCAGUUUUUUUAUAUCGAAAAACCUGCAUGCAAUCAUGUACAGAAAAGCUGUGGGACAGCCUGAUAAAGGGUCAUCUGUGCCAAAGUUUGGUGAGUGGGAUGAAAGUAAUCCUUCAACUGCUAAUGGUUUCACUGGCAUAUUUAACAAAGUGAGGGAGGAAAAAAAGAGUGGAUCAGCAAAAGCUACCAUGAUAACAAAUGAUACAAUCUAUCUAUGUCAAUGACCAAGAUGGUAGUGGUGGGUCCUUGAGCUGUUGCUUUGGCUGGUGCAAAAAAUAAAUAGUAUUACAAGAAGAUUCAGAGCUUCGAUCCUGUAAAUAUCCUCAAAGAAGAGUCAUGAUAUUUGCAUCUGUUUGGAACUGCAUGUUCCUCUGUGCUAGCGUGUCUUUUGGUAUGUCUUCGUAUGUUAAUUCGAAGGUGUGUCUAUGAAAACAUAUCAAAGGAUGAGAUACAGAAGUUGUUUCCACCAGAAGUCCUACCUGAAUUACAAAGAUUACUCACCCUGCUCCUGCAGAAGUUUCAACGAGAAUGGCGCGAAGAUGUGCUCAAAGAUCAGGUUUCUUUGCCUCGCCUGAAGGCAAUGACAUGUAAUGUGGUAAAUCAAAAUCAAGAUUCUGUGGAGCAUGUUGCUGUUAUGAAUCUGAAGCUCCAAGGUGAUACACAGUCUUCAUCUGGUGAAACACAGGUUAAAUUCCAAUUGGCAAGAGAUACCCUCGAGACAAUGUUGAAGUCUAUGUACUUCAUAAGAGAUCAAAUGUCCAGUGGGGAUGCUACCUCUAAUGGACCUGGGCAAGAACAGGGAGCAGCCGAAACAGCCUUAACAUAAAAUCUUGGGAUGCCUCGCCUAUGUAUUAUAGUUUUCUUUCUUUGCUUAACACUGACAUAAUAUUCUGUGUUCUUAUUCUUCUCAAUCCUGUGACUCUGGACUUUUGAAGCUACUUAGCAACCCUUUUGUUUCCCAACUAAACUCAUCCAACUGUAUCUAUGUGUGUGUAGCAUGGGGGCAAAUACUGUCAAUUAGGUUUUAUUUUCAGAAUGUGUUUUAGAUCAUUUUCAAUUUAUUCUAGAAGCAAAACAUCUUAUUCUUUUGAGAA